AUGGUUUCAGCUCAAUUCCAGAAGGGAUAUCGGAAUCGGUCACUACCCAGAUCAAACAGAAACCCCACUUUCAAAAAGGAUUUAAUCGUUGAUUCCAUCAGACAUCAAAUGGCUGUUGUUGAAAAUGCUCAUAGCAUCAACGUUGUAGCCUCAGAUGUCGAUCAGUCAACAAAAUCAUCCUAUACCAACAACAACAACAACCGUAACCCUGUUUCCACCAUGUCUUACCGAUCAAACGAUUACCACCAGCAUCACCACCAGCAACAGCAGCAGCUACAGAAGGUGACGUCACUACAGCCGCCGUCGACCACCAACGGCAACAUCAACGGCAAUGGUUAUGUCGGCGAUGAUGAUGGUGGAGAUGGGUUUAAGAAAGAAAUGAGCGAUUUGGAAGAAAUGCUGUCAAAACUUAACCCUAUGGCUGAAGAAUUUGUCCCCCAUCAAAGACUUCGACUCCUGCCAUCAUCUCCUCCCCAAUUUGGUUAUGCCGCUGUUAACAAUUUCUUAGUCCACACUAACACCGCUGCUUUCGCUAAUGGCACUCCCACCACCACUAGAAGGAAGGGUAAUUUCAGUGGUAAGAGAAGAAUCAACAGCCGUACUAGUAUGGCACAAAGAGAUGAUGUGAUCAAGAGAACAGUUUAUGUGUCUGACAUCGAUCAACAGGUGACCGAAGAACAGCUUGCAGCUCUCUUUGUUAACUGUGGACAGGUUGUGGAUUGUCGUGUAUGUGGUGACCCAAAUUCUGUUCUUCAUUUUGCCUUCAUAGAAUUUACUGAUGAGGAAGGUGCAAGGAAUGCAUUGUCUCUUGGUGGAACUAUGCUUGGGUACUAUCCUGUUAGGGUUUUGCCUUCAAAAACAGCGAUUGCACCAGUGAAUCCAACUUUUUUACCCCAGUCUGAAGACGAGAGGGAAAUGUGUGCAAGAACCAUUUACUGUACUAACAUUGAUAAGAAGGUCACUCAAGCAGAUGUCAAACUCUUUUUUGAAACACUAUGUGGCGAGGUUUACCGCUUGAGGUUGCUUGGGGACUAUAAUCAUUCCACUCGUAUUGCAUUCGUUGAGUUUGUGAUGGCUGAAAGUGCAAUUGCAGCUCUGAACUGCAGUGGUGCGGUGUUGGGAUCCUUGCCAAUAAGGGUGAGCCCUUCAAAGACACCAGUUCGCCCACGUGCACCACGAUCAACUAUGCACUGAUUUAGGUUUUUAGAAGGAUCUAUUUAUUAUCUUUAUUCUCUACUUCUCUACUUAUACAAAUGCAUAGAUACAGAGAAACUGUUGAAACGCCUUCAUGCCAUUUUAUGUUUCUAGUUCCUGUCUGAUGCAUCGAGUCCAAGUAUAUUUUUAUGCUUCGUGAGACUCUGUUAACCUUUUAGUUAAUCGCAUGUUGUUAUUUUAAGUUA
Molecule: messenger RNA, 1400 nt
Organism: Lactuca virosa
Lineage: Eukaryota; Viridiplantae; Streptophyta; Magnoliopsida; Asterales; Asteraceae
Source: the annotation of a GenBank genome assembly